This is a messenger RNA of Piliocolobus tephrosceles (Ugandan red Colobus), 2084 nucleotides long. It is a transcript of the gene SIGLEC11, whose product is annotated as sialic acid binding Ig like lectin 11. Bases 1 to 1401 code for a protein of 466 amino acids. The transcript has 9 exons. Gene Ontology annotation, cellular component: plasma membrane. Gene Ontology annotation, biological process: cell adhesion. Gene Ontology annotation, molecular function: sialic acid binding. NCBI's taxonomy places the organism in Eukaryota, Metazoa, Chordata, Mammalia, Primates, Cercopithecidae. The record is from RefSeq and is a predicted model, not a curated record.
AUGGUGUGUGGUCCUCUGUCCACACCCCCAGCUCACAAUCUUGUUGCAGACGCCCCCAGAGACCUUGUUAUCAGCAUUUCGCGGGACAACACGUCAGCCCUGAAACCCCAGGAAAAUCUCACACAUCUGGAAGCCCAGAAAGGCCAGUUCCUGCGGCUCCUCUGUGCUGCUGACAGCCAGCCCCCCGCCACGCUCAGCUGGGUCCUGCAGGACAGAGUCCUCUCCUUAUCCCACCCCUGGGGCCCCAGACCCCUGGGGCUGGAGCUGCCCGGGGUGAAGGCCGGGGAUUCAGGGCGCUACACCUGCCGAGCGGAGAACAGGCUUGGCUCCCAGCAGCGAGCCCUGGACCUCUCUGUGCAGUAUCCUCCGGAGAACCUGACAGUGACGGUUUCCCAAGCAAACAGGACAGUCCUGGAAAACCUCGGGAACGGCACGUCCCUCCCGGUCCUGGAGGGCCAAAGCCUGCGCCUGGUCUGUGUCACCCACAGCAGCCCCCCAGCCAGGCUGAGCUGGACCCAGGGGGGACAGAUUCUGAGCCCCUCCCAGCCCUCAGACCCCGGGGUCCUGGAGCUGCCUCGGAUUCAAAUGGAGCAUGAAGGAGAGUUCACCUGCCACGCUCAGCACCCGCUGGGCUCCCAGCACGUCUCUCUCAGCCUCUCCGUGCACUACCCCCCACAGCUGCUGGGCCCCUCCUGCUCCUGGGAGGCUGAGGGUCUGCAUUGCAGCUGCUCCUCCCAAGCCAGCCCAGCCCCCUCUCUGCGUUGGUGGCUUGGGGAGGAGCUGCUGGAGGGGAACAGCAGCCAGGACCCCUUUGAGGUCACCCUCAGCUCAGUCGGGCCCUGGGCCAACAGCUCCCUGAGCCUCCAUGGAGGGCUCAGCUCCGGCCUCAGGCUCAGCUGUGAGGCCUGGAACGUCCACGGGGCCCGGAGUGGCUCCAUCUUCCAGCUGCCACCAGGGAAGCUGGAGCAUGGGGGAGGAGUUGGCCUGGGAGCUGCCCUGGGAGCUGGUGUCGCUGCCCUGCUCGCUCUCUGUUCCUGCCUCCUCAUCUUCAGGGUAAAGACCUGCAGGAAGGAAGCUCGCAAGAGGGCAGCAGCGGAGCAGGACGUGCCCUCCACCCUGGGGCCCAUCUCCCAGGGUCACCAGCAUGAACGCUCGGCAGGCAGCUGCCAAGACCACCUGCCCCCAGGUGCAGCCACCCCCACCCCAGGGCAGGGGGAAGAGCGGGAGCUCUACUACGCCUCCCUCAGCUUCCAGGGGCUGAGGCUCCGGGAGCCUGCGGACCAGGAGGCCCCCAGCAGCACCGAGUACUCAGAGAUCAAGAUCCACAAGGGACAGCCCCCGAGGGGCCUGGGCUUUGGGCUUCAGUUGGAGAGGGAGACGUCAGGGAUGGUUCCAAAGUGAAGAGUUCUCCAUGGAAACAGGACACCAGCAAGUGCGUGGGAGUCAUAUUGGUGUGACGGCCAGAACUGGACUCAGAUUUCAGCCCCAUCCCCAGUGAAGAGCUUGAGUUUGAAGAGUAUACUCUUUUUUGAGACGGUCUCACUCUGUCCCCCAGGCUGGAGUGCAGUGGUGCAGUCUCAGCUCACUGUAGCCUCAACCUGCCAGAUUGAAGUGAUCCUCCUAUUUCAGCCUCCCAAGUACCUGGGACUACAAUUGUGAGCCACCACGCCAGGCUCAUUUUUGUAUUUUUAGUAGAGACAGGGUUUCGCUGUGUUUCCCAGGUUGGUCUUGAACUCCUGGGCUCAAGCAAUGUGCCUGCCUCUGCCUACCAAAGUGCUGGGAUUACAGACGUGAGCCACCGUACCUGGCUGAAGAUUACACUUUCCAUUCAGAGCGAGUUUGAAGAUGACACUUUUGAGGCAUCGCAUCUAUGGUUCAUUACUACAGAAGCUUCUCUGGAUGUGUAAAGCACAGGAAACCAGGCAGAGGAGGCACAGGGCGCUCUCCAGAACGAGAAGCCAGCUCCUGGGGUUGCUUUGAUGCAACCGUCAUUCCACAUUGACAACCAUUCUCCUCCUUCAGAAGAGGGAGAGUGAGAGAACCAAGUCCGAGUGGUCCCCAUUUUAACAUUAAAAAAAAAAAAA